AUGGAACAGACUCUGAUGUCUAGCCCUCUGGGGCAUUCAGAGUGGGAUCCAGAACGCAUACCCUCCCAUGGAUUCCUCCUCAUGGAUUCAGACAAAGGAGCCAUACUGCCUCAGAGAGAAAGUGGUCAGACAGGUUUGGAUUUCCAGAAAGUCGACCAGGGUGUAUCUCUAAGCCUGGAAGAGCUUUUUCAGGAGAACGCCUUAAAUUUAGACAGCCUUUUCAGGACCUCCAGUUACUCUGGUAGAGAUCAGAUCUUGCCAUGGAAGGGAUAUCAAUCGAAUCAUUCCCAAGAUGUUCCCCUGGGUAAACCUGCAGAGGUAUCGCCUCUCAAAUACAAAAUUGAGGAACAUAACAAUGUCAGUGACAGUCCUCUACCUGGGCUGUUAUUCUCCAAAAUGGCUAAUUUGUUCAGGGACAACUCAGCCUGCGAGGAACAAAAUCCACCUGUGGGUGACAGAGACCCUGUUACCUGUCACAGGGAGCUGAUAACACUCAGUAAACCUCCUUCUACUGUGAAGGUUUCAGAUAGGACUCCGGAUACCAACGCUGAGGCUUCCUCUUUAUUGGUAGAUCACCUCUCAUCUGAACACUCCCCUUUUUCCCCCGGCCCUGCUCCUUCAGGUGAGGUAAACCCACAGGGUGUCAGUGAGAAGCUUUUAUUCCCGUCAAUGGAUGAGGACAGAGGCCUCCCUCCUCCCUUGCAGGGUGGGGAGUCUGUGCCACCUGAAACUGGGGACAAAGGUUUAUUCCUGGGACCUGUGACUGAUCUGCCCACGGUCAGUAACAUUACCCCAGAAGGUUUACCUGAGAGCAGCCUCUCACAAAACGCCAUCCCUUUUGAUUGCCCUAGCCUAUUGCCAGAGGUUCAGGUGGGAUCUGUGCCUUUGCUGGAUCUGGAGGUUCCCGACUGUGGCCUCAGCCUCUGCCCUACUCAUCUCGACUCACCUACCUGCACAGGUGCUACAUCAGAUUCACCUGCAGAGGAUUCAGAGCAGGAACACACGCUAGCUACUGCAAUCCUGACUCUCUCGGACCACAUAGGUGAGGGGGACUCGUCCCUCUUUCUGAACUCCUCACCAUUGAUUGAACCCCUGUCACCAAAAGUCCUCUCCGACAGAGAUGCUUCGAUCCUGGGUCACCUGCCCAGUGGCUGCAGCUCGGAGGAGAAUGGCCCCCAGGAUUUGAUGGAAGACAAAGUGAUCUUUGAUGUUACCAAACAUGAGGGAGAGGAGGAAAUGGCUCUGGAUCAGUGCAUUACCUCAGAUGCGCUGCGCGAUGAGGAAACUUGGCACUUGAAACCACCCGAGGCUAUACAGGGUGACUGUAUUCCUGCUUUACAAACUGAACAGAGUGAUGGGGAAAGGUUGGCAGACUUGGACCUGUUUGCCGGACCCACGGAUUGUCACAAACGGGAUAGUUUUGAUUACCCUGUUCUGGAGUUGAAUGGUUCGUCUUCUGAGUCUGGAUGGACUAGUGAACAAGCAGUGGAGAAUCUGUCACUCUCUAAGAUGGUGGGGUCUGACUCCAUGCCCGUGGUUCCCAUAGUGAAUCGGAGAGAGAAAGACCCGUCACCUCUGAUGGCCGUGUUUGACGCUCUGGACCAGGAUGGGGAUGGAUUUGUACGCAUUGAGGAGUUUAUGGAGUUUGCUGCUGCCUAUGGGGCUGACCAGGUGAGACACACCUCUUUUAGAUUUUUGUCUGUGUGUUGUUUUUGCUAUUCAGUUCCCAGUCAGUUGACAAUGGAGUAUAAGGUCAUGGUGAAUUGGCAAUCUGAAAGGGUUCGGUAUGCUUGUUAACCUAGAGAUCAUGAGGCUCAUUCUGUCUAAAUGACUUACUAUUGAUUUUCCACGUUACUUUAGAGAGCUUCCUUUAAAAGCUUAGUUAAUUACAUAAACUGAAAUCCAUCCCUCAGAUGUCAGUGUUUCCUCUAAGGGUGAAAGGCUUUUAUUUGUAGGCUAUUUUGUAACAAAGACUAGGCAGCCAAGCAAACUGGUAGGCGUCUGCUAAUGCUCAUUAUCACAACCAGUUUCAGAUAGAGUAAGAGGUGCCUAGAUUAUAAGCUUCAGGUAAAAUUUUCUCACAGAAUAGGCAUAUACUCUUAUUUGUUCAAAUGCUUUGCUUUUCUUUUCCUUGAAGAGGUAG
Molecule: messenger RNA, 2143 nt
Organism: Coregonus sp. 'balchen'
Lineage: Eukaryota; Metazoa; Chordata; Actinopteri; Salmoniformes; Salmonidae
Source: the annotation of a GenBank genome assembly